CCUUCCCAGAUCAUCCACCAAAUCCUCUUCCGCCUCUCCUCGAUUAACAAAUCCCCCAACCACUCCAGAUCCCCAAAACCCUAGCCGCCCCCACCCUCCGGCGAUGGCGAACCCGCGCGUCUUCUUCGACAUGACGGUCGGCGGCGCACCGGCCGGUCGUAUCGUGAUGGAGCUCUACGCCAACGAGGUUCCCCGCACGGCCGAGAACUUCCGCGCGCUGUGCACGGGCGAGAAGGGCGUGGGGAAGUCGGGCAAGCCGCUCCACUACAAGGGGUCGACGUUCCACCGCGUGAUCCCGGACUUCAUGUGCCAGGGCGGCGACUUCACCAGGGGCAACGGGACGGGAGGUGAGUCGAUCUACGGCGAGAAGUUCCCCGACGAGAAGUUCGUGCGCAAGCACACGGGGCCCGGGGUGCUGUCCAUGGCCAACGCUGGGCCCAACACCAACGGCUCCCAGUUCUUCAUCUGCACCGUGCCGACGCCCUGGCUCGACGGGAAACACGUCGUGUUUGGGCAGGUUGUGGAGGGGAUGGAUGUCGUCAAGGCGAUUGAGAAGGUUGGGUCUCGCAGUGGGUCCACCGCUAAGGAGGUCAAGAUCGCCAACUGCGGCCAGAUCUGAUAGGUGUCGAGCUUGCCGCCGCCGCCCUCCGUCGUUCGUCAUCGGCUCGUCGUCCUCCCCCCUCCUCCUUCCAUGCUCCUGUUCAAUUCCCUUCCCCUUCCUCGCUCUGAAUAAGAUGGCGUACUGUCGGUGAUCUGAGAGGUGGUUUGAGUACUUGAGUCUGAAUUUGUGUCCCUAGUGUCGUUUGUGUCAUCUGUCCGUUUAAUCGUUGGUGGUGACUAGGGUUUCAUAGGUGGCCGAUCCGUGGAUCUGGUGUAUCUUGCCUGCCUAAUUAUUUCGUCGUCGUGUUUCUGCUGUGUAAUGGUGUGAUCGGGCAUGAUGAUUAUGCUAAGACAACUGCUGAAACUUGCUUUAAUUUUCUUGUUCUA
Sorghum bicolor (sorghum) is the source of this 987-nucleotide messenger RNA. RefSeq names its product peptidyl-prolyl cis-trans isomerase. The transcript has a single exon. Gene Ontology annotation, biological process: protein peptidyl-prolyl isomerization; protein folding. The record is from RefSeq and is a predicted model, not a curated record. Lineage: Eukaryota; Viridiplantae; Streptophyta; Magnoliopsida; Poales; Poaceae. The coding region runs from base 104 to 619 and encodes 171 amino acids. Gene Ontology annotation, molecular function: peptidyl-prolyl cis-trans isomerase activity.